AUGUGGAUAUUUGGAUAUGGUUCCUUGGUUUGGCGACCUGACUUCGCCUAUAUGAUGAGAUUAGAAGGCUAUGUGAAAGGUUAUAAACGAAGAUUUUUUCAAUUGUCAGAAGAUCAUCGUGGUGUACCAGGAAAGCCUGGUCGCGUCGUAAGUUUGAUACCAACAAAUUCUGAUAAUGAUGUUGUUUGGGGAGCGGCAUAUUUGAUUAAAGAUUCUGAUCAAAACACUGUUCGACAUAUACUCGAUGAACGAGAAAAAGACGGUUAUACAAUAAUUAAAACAAAAUUUUAUUUCUUAGACAAUCAAAUCACUGAUCAUAGUUUUAAUAGCCCAUUGGAUGUAGAAAGUUAUCUUGCACAUUCAGAUAAUCCUUUUUGGGCUGGUGAAACUGCAUCAAUGGAACAAAUAGCCACACAAAUUGCAUUUGCAGAAGGACCAAGUGGAAAAAAUUCUGAAUAUCUUUUUAAAUUAGCUGAUGCAAUGCGACGAAUGGCACUAGAUGAUUCUGCCGAUGAACAUUUAUUUACAUUAGAAAGACUUGUUCGACAAAUACUGAAGCAAUGA
Didymodactylos carnosus is the source of this 564-nucleotide messenger RNA. The record is from the annotation of a GenBank genome assembly. Lineage: Eukaryota; Metazoa; Rotifera; Eurotatoria; Philodinida; Philodinidae.